AUGGACCCAUUCUCCAAGCAGCGCAUUGCCACGUCCGACUUGGGGAAGUCGCAUGACGAUGUGACUGAAGCCAAGUGGGUUGCCUGGUUCAUGGAAGCCCGCGACGAAGAUCCGGUGGAGUUGGACGCGCUCAUAAGGCGUCUGCAAAUAGCCGUGCAGUUCGACACGAGGAUCCUCGGCGCCGACAGUCGAGUGAGCCGAGUGCUGGACAGCCUGAUUCUCGCUCUAGAGGCAGAUGACCAAGAGUUGGUGUUGCAAUAA
Molecule: messenger RNA, 261 nt
Organism: Aphanomyces invadans
Lineage: Eukaryota; Oomycota; Saprolegniomycetes; Saprolegniales; Verrucalvaceae
Exons: 1
Coding region: 1-261 (86 amino acids)
Source: RefSeq, a predicted model, not a curated record